This is a messenger RNA of Rhipicephalus sanguineus (brown dog tick), 1594 nucleotides long. Its product is annotated as cytochrome P450 3A19. Lineage: Eukaryota; Metazoa; Arthropoda; Arachnida; Ixodida; Ixodidae. Bases 537 to 1256 code for a protein of 239 amino acids. The record is from RefSeq and is a predicted model, not a curated record. Gene Ontology annotation, molecular function: monooxygenase activity; heme binding; oxidoreductase activity, acting on paired donors, with incorporation or reduction of molecular oxygen. The transcript is spliced from 11 exons.
GGUACUUUCAAGGGUCCAUUCCUGCGGUGCUAACGAGCGAUCCCGAGAUGAUCAAACAAGUGUUCGUCAAAGAUGACAAGACAAUCACGGGAAGACAGGUGUUCACGUACGUCACAAAGCCACUGCUGCUCAACCAGGUACGCCUCACCAGGGUGUUCGGUCAAGACUGGAAGGAGCUUCCAGGCCUCGUAUCUCCAACAUUUAAAGGGUCCUACAUGAAACAGGCGGUCCUGAUAAUGAAAGAUCGCACCAAGCUGUUCGCGGAGAUGAUAGAGGUGGCCUCCAAAAAGCAGGGUGGAGUGGUGAACAUGCACGACCAUGUGCUGCGUUUGGCCAUGGACGUAGCCGUGGGCGUCUUUCACGGCAAUCGGACAGACGUGCAGCGCGGAGACGAGGCGGCCAGUAAACUAUUGCACAAGUGCAGGCAGUGCACAGGAAUGUUUGAAGAAAGCAAAAUGGUGCUCAUAAAUUCUAUUUCAGAGUUACUAUUUCUCUUCAAGCCGCUGCUGAAGUAGGGCCUAUCUGGAGGUGUUCCCAUGGACGCUGUACUUGCCUACUUUGGGCCACUUUUCGAAAAGAGGAGGCAAAUGAAUGGCGUAAACAAGGCAGAUCUUCUGCAGACGCUCCUAAACGCUGAAUCCGAAGAUAGCCCAAGGAUAAAUUUUCAACCAGUGGAGAACAACGAUAACUGCGGACGAAAGAAGCCACAUCUCACGUGUCGGACACGAACACUGGCUAACGGCACGUUAUUCAUAAUUGCUGCGAUUGAUGCUGUUGCCACACCACUUACGUUUGCGACGUAUCUCCUGGCGAUGCACCAAGACGUACAAGAUAAACUGAGGGAAGAAGUUCAGAAAGCAAUAGCGAAAGAUGGCGAAAUAACGUAUGAAAAUGUCUGCGGCAUGGAAUACCUGGGCCAGGUGAUUUCUGAAACGCUCCGGAUGUAUCCAUCCCUUCACGGGUUCGUGCAAAGGGCGUGCGACGAAGAAUAUGAAUACAAGGGCACGGUGUUUCCUAAAGACACGGUCAUCGGAGUGCCCGUGCUGAGGAUGCAUUACGACCCGAGGUUCUGGAACGAGCCGGAAAAGUUGGAUCCCGACAGGUUCAGUAGUGAAAACAGGCCCAAGAUAAACCCAAUGGCGUACUUGCCUUUCGGCGCCGGCCCCAGAAACUGCGUCGCAUCACGGUACUCGGAGCUCUUAAUGAGGGUGACCCUGGCCACGCUUGUCUCCUCGCACAAGUUCCUGCCAAGUUAAAGUGAACCGAAGACAACGGGAAGCUUCCGAGCGAGUUUUAUCCUCCUGGUGCCCGACAAAGGAAUAUGGCUGCGCACGGAGAAACUGUGGUCGCACUGAGACGGCCCAUCACACGCCAUCUUUCGUUCUGCGAAUCUGGACAUUAUAACGAGGAUAACUUGCAUGCGCUGCUGGCUAAGCGCAACAGAAUGAAGCGUUUGUACAGUGAUCCUAGCUGCGAAAGGGCGGAGCGAAAUCAAAAGCUUCCUCCACGCACCUGUAAAUUUGAGGUAGCUGACGCGCUUCAAGAAUUAAAAACAAACGAUGCACUCUAGGCUGACUACAUUUGGAGGUUACGC